Messenger RNA from Babesia ovata, 1191 nucleotides. Its product is annotated as ATP-dependent RNA helicase. The record is from RefSeq and is a predicted model, not a curated record. Bases 1 to 1191 code for a protein of 396 amino acids. NCBI's taxonomy places the organism in Eukaryota, Apicomplexa, Aconoidasida, Piroplasmida, Babesiidae. Gene Ontology annotation, molecular function: ATP binding; nucleic acid binding. The transcript is spliced from 4 exons. Gene Ontology annotation, cellular component: nucleus.
AUGGUACUCGCUCCCACGAGAGAGCUAGUGAAACAGAUUCAUGACAUUUGCGCGUGGUUUGUCGACGACGAUCCCGCUACGUAUGAUUUGAGAGGCGGUGAGCUGUUGAGGGUGCACUCCUGUCACGGUAACACGUCGUUCAUCGAGGACCACACUUACCUACUGGACAAGAGGCCGCAGAUCGUCGUGUUCACGCCGGGGAGGUUCGUGGAGCACUACAUGCACCGGGAAACUGCCUACGACAAAACUUUGGAUUUCAUGACGCUUAAGUGGAUAAUCAUCGACGAAGUCGAUCUGCUGCUUUCCCAGAGCUUCUACAACUGGACUGCGGCUGUCGUGGCCAUAUCGAAGCAGUGCCAAAUGCAGGACCAGAGUGCUUCGGAGAAUGCGUUUACGCGGCACAGGCCGCAAAAGAUUCUUGUGUCUGCCACCAUCCCCAGCAAAUCCGCAGAAAUCGACCUGCUGCAACUGCACAGGCCGCUGUUGCUGAAGGGCGCAGAAACGCUCUUCAGUUUGCCACCAAAUCUCACGCAAAAGUUCAUGAAGACCACUAGGAGCAAGAAGGAGUUGGUGCUGGUCGCCCUGGUGCACUACCUGCUGAGCAACGCAGUGCCCGGGGAGAAGACCAUUGUGUUCUGCUCGUUUAAGGAAACGGCACACGCCACCGCGCGCUUGCUCGAAGUCUUCUCGCUAUACACGCAGUCGAACCUGAAGAUUUUGGAGCUUAGCGCCAGGCAGUCACAGAAGCAAAGGGAAACGGUGCUGCAGCGCUUCCAGGGCAACGACACUAUGUGCCUCGUGUGCUCUGACGUGGGUUCACGUGGCAUGAACUUCGCAAAUACGCGAAACAUCAUCAACUACGACUUUCCGAAAUCGGUCACUACGUAUGUCCACCGCAUCGGACGUACCGCACGCGCCAACGACAGCGGAACUUCUUAUGUCAUCAUUUCUGGCAAGGACGACGAAAAGUUCAGCGAAUUCAAAGCGGCGCUCAGGCUGGCUGACGAGGAAAUCGAGCAGGUGUCCCCUAGCGAUCUUUGGGACGACGAGCUUAAAGAGGUGCUGCAGGAAGUUAAACCGAUGGUUGACAAGUGCCUGGAACUGGAAGACUCCGGAAGCCUGGCGCAAGACGCGCCGUUGCCAUCGACGUGGAUGUCGCUGCUGAGACCAGCACCCGAAGAAACAACCUAG